Messenger RNA from Fusarium pseudograminearum CS3096, 837 nucleotides. RefSeq lists its product as uncharacterized. NCBI's taxonomy places the organism in Eukaryota, Fungi, Ascomycota, Sordariomycetes, Hypocreales, Nectriaceae. The transcript has 2 exons. The coding region runs from base 1 to 837 and encodes 278 amino acids. The record is from RefSeq and is a predicted model, not a curated record.
AUGGCCUCCAAGAUGGGCCCCAGAAGCGUCAAGGACGCCACCCGCUUCACGUCCACAAUCCCCCACGCAACCUCCAAAACCGCCCAAAGAACGCCGCGCAUCCCCGGCGAGACACCCGAGCAGCGUGUGAGGAGACUGCGCCAGGCUCAUCUUGCCGCUCAGCAUGCUCAGAUUAGCAAGACGGAUAGGUUCAUCGAUGCGUCGAGGAGAUUCUUUGACGUUGCGCAUCGGUGGACUGUGGGAAGCAUUGUGAUAUUCACAGCCGUCGCAGGUGUUGUCUCCGUAUACUCCGUCUGGGACAUGGUUCAAUAUAACCGCGCCCGCCGAGCCGAAUGGGUCGAAGCACAGAAGCGACUCGAAGCCGACGAGCUCGCCAUGGCCCGUCUCGCUUACAUCAAGGGCGAAGCUACCGAGGACCAAAUCCUCCUCGUCGAGGAGGCCAACCAAGCAGCUGAAGCGAGGGGCGAGAAGCUACCACCUCUGCUCGCCGCCCCCGAACACCGCACACAUUUCGAGGAGCACAUUAAGCCUACAUUCCAGGACAACAAGACCGAGGAGAGUACUACUACAAAGACAUCGAGUGGCAAGGGCGUGCUGGGAGUCUUUUCUGGUGUGUUAGGGGGUGGGAAGAAGGAGGAGAUCAAGGAACAAGCGACGGAGGGAUUGGUCGCGGUACAGACACAGUUGACUAACUUGGCUGCUGACGGUAAAGCGAAGCUGGAGCAAGCAAUUCAGACUGAACGGGAAAAUCAACAAAACGGAGGUCCUCUAGACCGACUGGGCACACAACCUGCGGCCAGUCCAGCCUCCGGCAAGUCAUGGUGGAAGUUCUGGUAA